AGUACUUCUUUCUGGAGGCUGAGCGCGCGCGUUCAGGUAACGAGAAGGAAACAGGACGCAGCUGCAGCACCGCAGUUCACGGUCACAGACUUUUUGUUUUUAUCUCUCUUUCCUCCGGCUGCUCCGCACUGAAUCAUCGCUGCCUGUUGCACACACUGUCUGUCUGUCUGUCUUUAGUGAGCGUUUCAGUGCGUGUCGCUGCAGGAGCAUGGCUGCCAUCAAAGCUCUAGAGCAGUGGUGUAAAAUCCACUGUGAGGGCUACCGAGAUGUGGCCAUCACCAACAUGACUACUUCUUUCAGGAGCGGAAUGGCUUUCUGUGCGCUUAUCCACAAAUACAGACCGGACCUCAUUGACUAUGACUCACUCAGAAAGGAGGAUGUGUUUGAGAACAACAGACUGGCAUUUCAGGUGGCAGAGGAGAAGUUAGGUAUCCCAGCUUUGUUGGAUGCAGAAGACAUGGUGGCUUUAAGGAUCCCAGACAGGCUGAGCAUUCUUACCUACGUCUCUCAGUACUACAAUUACUUUAAAGGACGGCCUCCCAUGGGAGGUAUAAAAAGGCCAGCAGAGGGCUGCAAAGAGGAGCCAUCGGAGAAGAAGAAUCUCCCAGUUGUUGCUAAAACCUUUGUGUCUAAAAAAGCCAUGGAGAAUUGUUUACCUUCAACCACACCAGCUCAGACAUCACCUAAGGUGGCUGUUCAGAUGGCAGUCCUGGCUGAAAACAGCAACAAAAAUGGGACUCUUAACAGCAAAUGUGUUGCAUGCAAGAGUCAUGUUCAUCUGGUUCAGAGGCACUUUGUGGAAAGCAAGCUGUACCACAGAAGCUGUUUUAAGUGCAGUGAAUGCUCCAGUCUGCUUCAUGCAGGUGGCUACAAACCUGGGAAGAAUCCAGACACUUUCAUCUGUAACGCCCACCACAACAGUUGCAAACCUUCCUCCUCUGACACUGGGAUCAAAAAUAGUUCAGCUGAGCGAUUAAUCAGCUCCAGUCAGACCAAGCAUGCAUCACGCCCCUCUUCUGUGCUGUCAGUCCCUCUAAAUAUUAUUGUGAAGCCCAUCAGCCCUCCUCCACCCGCCCAGUCCUGGACGGCCUCUGCACAGAAGACGCAGUCGGCUCGGCAGAGGUUUUUCCAGGCUGCCCCAUCACCUCCACAUGUCACAACGGGUAACAGGAAGCCUGCAGAGCCUUUAAGUGCUUCAGGAAGGCCAAAGGUCCCUCUGAGUUGUGACGAAGAGAAGAGCAGAGCCAGGGUGACCAUCGGAAAGAAAUUGGCAGAGGAGAACUGCAACAACAACAACAAACGCCCGUUCACCAUUCGACCUGCAGAGAGACGGUUUGGAGAUGAGCCAAGUUGGGCUGACAACUCCAGUCUGAGGAAAGAUAAAUGCAGCCAAGACCCAGCAGGAAACCGUACAGGACAGCCCUCCACCAGCCAGACAAACAAUAAGGAAUUUCCACGUCUGAAGGCCAUCAACAAAGACAACACAAAGCCAACAACAGAACACACAACCGCUGCAGAUCCAAUCCUGGAGAGGCAAUCACAUCUCAAACCUUUGAAAACUCUGCUAGAUCUUAAAGAUUCAGAAACGAUAGCAUGCACUGAGCCGCAGAGACCGGAGUUGAAGUUCCCAACAUCCUCUGAUGUCUCCAUCAGUACAACACAGCCUCCCUCGGCUCCAACACCUGCACAACCAGCAGUCAGCUUUGCUCCAUUUGAUCCUGCACAUUUUAGAGAAGCAACUCCACAGAAACCUCAGCAUGGCACUGAAAAAACUGGUUUUAAACACGAGAGUCACUCGCCUGUGAAAUCCCCACCCAGACGGCCAGCUGUGGAAUCUAUUAGCUCCUCAACGACUGCUGCAGCCAAUCAUGGAAAUCCGUCACGCGCUAAAAAGGGAAAGUAUUUGUCACCCACCAACGCCUCCAGGACUGAAAUGAGGUCACCCUCUGUGAAGUCUUAUCACAUUCCAGUGGAGCAGAUUGAGAGAGAGCUGGACGAUAUUGAGAUGAACUUGGCUCAGUUGGAGAAGGAGGGAGUGGAGCUGGAAAAGAAACUCCGCAGCUGUGAAGAAGAGGGAGAUGGAGACAUACUGAUGGACCCUCUGAUGGUUGAAUGGUUCAGUCUUAUCCGAAAAAAGCAGAAUUUCAUUAGAAAGGAGUCAGAGCUCGUUUACAUAGCCAGGACUCAGGAGCUGGAGCAGCAGCAGCCAGGUGUGGAGGGGGAACUCCGCAGGCUGCUAGAAAAGCCAGAUCAUUUAAAGUCCAGAGAGGAGCUGCAUCGGGAGAAGUUGUUGAUGCGGAGGCUGAUGGAGAUAGUGGAUGGCAGAAAUGCGAUUGUCGAGGGUCUGGAUGAAGACAGGCGGAGGGAAGUGGAAGAGGAUCAGCAGCUGAAUGAAAUGAUGAAAAAUCUUGGAGUUAAAAAAGCCAAAAACAAGAGGAAAUCCUCGAUCUCUAAGCUGUUCAGGCGAAGAAGUAAAAGACGAGUGGAAUGAUCCUUCAGACAAUUGACUUGUCUUGAUGUUUUUUAUGCUUUUAAAAAUCAAGGUUUUUAUAUUUUAAUAUUAAAGUACAUGACGUGAUAAUGAGAAAAAAAUAGAUGUCAAAUGAUGAUGAAAUAACAGGUUUUAUUUUCAACUUGGUGGUAUUGAAAAGUGUAAUUUUCUGUUCAAAAUUCUUAGUUCUUUGUGUUAGGGUGUUAUGAUUUCACAAGAAAAAUCUUAAAGAAAGGUGUAUUAUUCAGAAAUGAACUGAUAUCAUUUCCCUUAUGUUAUUAAAACUGUAGUAAAAGGGUUACAUGUGAAAAAUUCUCACCCAUUUGUUUUGACUGUAAAAAGAAAGACGUGACAUGUCUUGUUGAUGAUUAUGGCUAAUUAAUUCUGAGAAUGCCAUGGUUUGAGAAAAUUGGAUGUUUCCUGUUAGAAACUCAAACUAAAAUAAUUUCCAAGUUCCAGAGGAAACACGGGCUCUUCCACGAGUAAAUGAGAAUGAGCAGAAUAAAUGCAUAAUCCUUCAACAGCCGUGAUCCAAAAUGAAAUUAUUUCAGUUUUUAUUCAAUAAUGGAUUUUAACAAAUUUCUUGUAAGGAUAUUAGCAGGAGAAAAAGCCUUGACAAUUAAGUUAAAACGGCUGUGGAGUGUAAAAUGAAGAGCCACACAUGUUGAACUGGCCCGCUGCAGACUGUGGUUCCUCUCCCACGCUGUACUGUAGGUGGCAGCCUGGGUAUGCUGUAUCACAUGGCAGGAACUUGGAAAUCCAAUUUGCCACAGUGCGGACAGUUAAUUUCUUUGCUAAUUUUAUAAAUGCUGCAAAAAUGUUCAGCUGUGCUGAUGCAAUAAUGUUAUGUGAAAGAGGAUUAGGUAGAGCAGUAGCUUAUGGCCGGGGAAGGCUUAUAAACUAUAGGUUGUAUUGAGCUCUUUAUCUUCAAACUGGGUUUAAUUAAACGCUACUCUUUACUAAUAUCUGCAUCAGAAAUUCUCUGUACCUGCGCUAUUUAAUGUUUAAAGGACGUGUGGAGUCACUGGUGUGUGAAAAUGGCAUCCGAGUGUUUGCAGGGAAGGAAAUUUAGUUGUAUUUUAGCUUUUAUUGAAUGCUAUGUACUUGAUCCAUAUUUAUAAUAUUUUUAAACUUGAAAUCUGUUCAAUAAAUCUUUUAAAGAUUA
Molecule: messenger RNA, 3656 nt
Organism: Cheilinus undulatus (humphead wrasse)
Lineage: Eukaryota; Metazoa; Chordata; Actinopteri; Labriformes; Labridae
Gene: micall2a
Product: mical-like 2a
Exons: 17
Coding region: 209-2491 (760 amino acids)
Molecular function (GO): protein binding
Source: RefSeq, a predicted model, not a curated record